ACAACAGAACAGCGCUGUAACGUUCAGCUAUUCAGCAUUCAGCUAAACUGAUAUGACAUAUAGGAUGACCAAUAAUAUUUGUUAACAAUCAAAACAACGAUUCAAGACUAAGAAACAAUGGCAGGUAAAACAGAUUUCUGAGUUCAGUUGACUUUUCAAGAGUAAACAUUCAUCAAAAGAGUUGUCAAAAGUGAAACUAAACCUUCAAUUCAAAAAGCCAUAACAGAGAAAUAAGCUGCGAGAAAUGGCCUCUAAAGCUUCUCUCUCCGAGGAUGAUUACUCCUGUUCAGUAUGCUGUGACAUCUUCAAGGAUCCUGUGGUCCUGUUGUGUAGCCACAGCUUCUGUAAAGCCUGUCUAGAGGAAUACUGGAAACAGAAGAAAUCUUGGGAAUGUCCAGUCUGCAGAACAAAAUCAUCAAUGGAAUUCCCCCCCUGUAACCUGGUUUUAAAGAACCUGUGUGAGGCCUACUUACACGAUAGAAGCCAGAGAGCUUCAGCAGGGUCUGAGGUGCUCUGCAGUCAACACAGUGAGAAACUCAAGCUCUUCUGUCUGGAGGAUAAACAGCCCAUCUGUUUGGUGUGUCAAACUUCGAAAAAGCAUAAAAGUCAUGACUGCUGCCCAAUAGAUGAAGCUGUACUGGAUCAUAAGGAGGAACUCAAGACUUCACUGAAGCCCUUACAGGAGAAAUUGAAGGUCUUUGGAGAAGUUAAACUGAUCUGUCAUAAAACAGCCAACCACAUCAAAAGCCAGGCCCAGCACACAGAGAGGCUGAUUAAGAUGAGGUUUGAGAAGCUUCAUCAGUUUCUAUAUCAUGAAGAGAGAGCCAGGAUAGCUGAACUGAAGGAGGAAGAGGAGCAGAAGAGUCAGAUGAUGAAGAAGAAGAUUGAGAAGAUGAGCAGAGAGAUAUCAUCACUUUCAGACACAAUCAGAACCAUAAAGGAAGAGCUGGGAGCUGAGGACAUCUCAUUCCUGCAGAACUACAAGUAUACAGUGAAAAGAGCCCAGUGUACACUGCCAGAUCCAGAGAGGGUUUCAGGAGCGCUGAUCGAUGUGGCAAAGCACCUGGGAAACCUGCAGUUCAGAGUCUGGGAGAAGAUGCAGGGAGUAGUUCACUACAGUGCUCCCGUUUGUCCUGAGCUGCCAGAGUCUCCCGUCUGUCCUGAGCUGCCAGAGCCGCCGGUCAGUCAGGAGCUGCCAGAGCCGUCCCUCACUCCGGCGCUGCCGGAAUCGCCCUUCACUCUGGAGCUGCCGGAGUCUCCCGCUUGUCCGGUGCUGCCGGAAUUUCCCGUCCAUUAGGGACCCAUUGCUAGGGUCCCCAGUCCAAGGUCGGUGGCGAGGGUCGCCGUGUUAAAGAGGCAACGGAGGCGGGGUAAAAGGUUGAUAAAGACUAUGGUGGAGUCGGGUCCACGUCCCGCGCCAGAGCCACCACCGCGGACAGACACCCACCCAGACCCUCCCCUAUAGGUUCAGGUUUUUGGGGGGCGGGGGGGGGGGGGGUACUGUCACGUUCUGACCUUAGUUCUUUUGUUAUGUCAUUGUUUUUAGUAUGGUCAGGGUGUGAAUUUGGUGGGUUUUCUAUGUUCUUUUUUGUAUGAUUUGGGAUUUCUGUGUUUGGCCUGGUAUGGUUCUCAAUCAGAGGCAGCUGUCAAUCGUUGUCCCCGAUUGAGAACCAUACUUAGGUAGCCUGGUUUCACAUUUGAGUUGUGGGUGCUUAUUUUCUGUUCUGUGUUUUAGUUCACUGUUCAGGACUGUUUCGUUUAUCGUGUUUAUUUUUUUGUUGAGUAUUCGUAAAAGGCAUAAUGAAUACUUACCACUCUACACCUUGGUCCUCCUCUCUUUUUCCCAACGACGAACGUGACAAUAUAACACAAAACAUACAACAUAUAGCAUUAUAUAUCAUAUACAGUAAUGUAUUCCCCCUUCAUAUUAAUUAACAUAGUGUGUUUGUGUUCUCUCUGUCCAGCUCCAGUGACUCUGGACCCCAAUACUUCCCACCCACAUCUCAUCCUGUCUGAUGAUCUGACCAGUGUGAGAUACAGUGAUGAGAAACAGCAGCUUCCUGACAACCCAGAGAGGUUUGAUGAGGAAGAAACUGUCCUGGGUUUUGAAGGUUUUAACUCAGGAACACACAGCUGGGACAUUGAUGUUGGGGAGAAUAUAUACUGGUACCUGGGUGUGAUCACAGAGUCUGUCCAGAGGAAAGGAGACAGUGGAUAUUGGGAUGGAUCCUGGGGUGUGUUGUUUGGUGGUGGUGAUUAUAAAACACAUGUACCAAAGCAGCCACUCACUCCCCUCACAGUGAGACAGAAUCCCCAGAGGAUCAGAGUGCAGCUAGACUGGGAAGGAGGAAAGCUGUUAUUCUCUGACCCUGUCAAUAACACACAUCUACACACAUUCACACACACUUUCACUGAGAGAGUCCUUCCAUUCAUCUGCACUGGCUUUUGUCCCCUCCCUCUCAGGGUUUUACCAGGGAAGGUGUCAGUGGAUACUGUCUCUGUCUGAAUCAGGGACUAACAGGAUGUAAAUGAUUCAGUAACACUCACUGAUGUCCUUCAUUAAGAUUCUCACAGAGGGAGGACACACUGUGAUGUAGUAGAGGGGACCUUCGUCCAUUAAGAACACUCCUGUUGUCACACUUUCACCUGUCUGAUAAUCAUCACUAUUAUAAUGCUCUAUUACAAUAACCACUAAUAAUAUUACAAUAACUGCUACUAAUAUUACAAUAACCACUAUUCAUAUUAUAAUAAUCACUAUUACUAUUACAAUAAUCACUGUUACUAUACAAUAAUCAAUAUUAAUACUAUUUAUCUAACACUUUCACCUGUCAAGUUUCCCAACAUUUUAGUUGUGUGUUAACAGAGAUUGGUCAAACAGUGGUAGUCAUCACUGUUAUAGAAUAUAAAUGUCACCUGUUGGUUGUUGGGUUUUCUUUUUACCACAUUUAGAUGUUGUCACUGGUUAUGUUAACACUGGCAUGUAUCCCAGUCAACUUGGGCUCCCUGAAAAACAUUUGCUGUACAGUGUUGUGGCCUUGGACCAAGACUCCGUUAACUAGCUUAUUUAACACCAACACAUGUAACACAUGUCUAUGGAUUGUAACACAUUUUCAUCAAAUUAACAUGUUCAAUUAUC
Molecule: messenger RNA, 3136 nt
Organism: Oncorhynchus kisutch (coho salmon)
Lineage: Eukaryota; Metazoa; Chordata; Actinopteri; Salmoniformes; Salmonidae
Product: nuclear factor 7, brain-like
Exons: 6
Coding region: 245-1297 (350 amino acids)
Molecular function (GO): zinc ion binding; protein binding
Source: RefSeq, a predicted model, not a curated record